Messenger RNA from Anopheles marshallii, 7008 nucleotides. It is a transcript of the gene CdGAPr, whose product is annotated as GTPase-activating protein CdGAPr. The transcript is spliced from 7 exons. Gene Ontology annotation, biological process: small GTPase-mediated signal transduction. NCBI's taxonomy places the organism in Eukaryota, Metazoa, Arthropoda, Insecta, Diptera, Culicidae. The record is from RefSeq and is a predicted model, not a curated record. The coding region runs from base 1 to 7008 and encodes 2335 amino acids. Gene Ontology annotation, molecular function: GTPase activator activity; protein binding.
AUGAGCCAAAUCAUGCGGAAGGAUUCGUCAAUCGCCACAUCGACUGGUGGUGGACAUCGGCAUCGCUCGAUCGACAUUGGACACGGUGCUACCGGAAGCGAAUCGUCGAUCAUGGAUCUACACCAUCGGACCACCGGACAUCCACCACGGUCGGCACCACCGACAGGUGCGGGCAGUAGCGGGAAACUCCCGUUGAUGGAAAAACCACGCACCAUAAGCGAUAGCGAGUCGGAGAUAAACUACGAUCUGUUCAACACGAGCAUCCACUCUGCGGAUAGCGGAUCGGCGAUCAUGAACGCAUCACAGAUUUCGAAUACCUCUUGCGAUUCAACGCACAUCAAGAGUGCCAACCUAACUCGAUCGCAGAAUGCUUCUGGGUCCUGUCGCUUCCCGAAGCUAGAAGAAUGUGCCCAUUUCCAUUACGAACGCGUACAGCUUGGUAACCUUUCCGUUCAGCUCGAAGGUGAUGAACGUAGCGACUCCCAGCUUGGUCUAGCUUCCGAUCUCACCACCUCCCAAACGAACUCCAUCGGGCCCUCGGGACCGGCAGGGUCCGCUUGCCCCACGAAGAGUGGUAGUAAUCUUUGGUUUAUCAUUCGUGUUACCGCUGGCCGAUCUGAUCCAUUCAUGAUUAAGCGCUCGUACGAGAACAUGUGCUUCCUGGACGAGAUGUUGCACAGGUGCGUGUACGAUAGACGUGUUAGCGAGCUGGAAAACCUACGUGACGUGCUAAUGGCGCUUCCAGAUGGUAGUGGUGAACAGCGGAUGGAGAGAAGUAUGAGCGACGAACAGCACCUGGAAAAGCUGGUAGGGUCCUAUUUGACCCGACUGUCGAUGAUUGCUUCGGAUGCAAUGACUUGCGGCCCAGUUCUAACCUGGCUGCAGAUUGACAACAAAGGUCGCCGGUUGCCCGUAGCGGACGAACAGACAAUGCGUUGUAUCAACACUCCAGCGGUCGGGGCUGCGUACGGAGUGCGACGUUACGUGGCACAAGCGUGUGAUGAAAUAUCCAUCGAGGUGGGAGAUAUGAUAUCCGUGAUCGAUAUGCCAAGUCCGGCAGAAUCUAUCUGGUGGCGAGGCAAGAAAAGUCACCUGCAGAAGAACCAGUACGAGGUUGGAUUUUUCCCGCAGAGCUGCGUCGCCACGAUCGGCGAUAAGGUGCCACGGCAUAUGCCUUUCCCGGCGCCCCUUGUCGGAUCGCUCGCUGUGUCUCCCACGAAACCUGUUCUUCGAAAACAUGGCAAAUUGAUUGCAUUCUUCCGCAGCUUUAUUUUGUCACGGCCCUCACGUCGGCGAUUGAAGCAGAGCGGUAUCUACAGGGAGCGUGUAUUCUCGUGUGAUCUAGGGGAGCAUUUGCUAAACAGUGGACAAGACAUUCCAAUGGUGCUGAAGUGCUGUGCGGAGUUUAUCGAGGAGUAUGGUAUCGUCGACGGUAUCUAUCGGCUGUCAGGAAUUACAUCUAACAUUCAGAAGCUACGACGUGCAUUCGAUGAAGAGCGCAUUCCAGAUCUAACGCAUCCCGACAUUCGACAGGAUAUACAUGCAGUCAGCUCACUGCUAAAAAUGUAUUUCCGUGAGUUGCCAAAUCCGCUGUGUACAUACCAGCUGUACGAUCAUUUCGUGGAAGCAAUUCAGACCCGAAUUGAUGCUCCGACCGAUCUGAAGCUGCGUCUUAUUCGACAAACGGUACAGAAGCUUCCGCCACCACAUUAUCGUACCCUGAAGUAUCUUGCGACGCAUCUGUUCAAGAUUUCACGCCACUCAUCCAGCACUGGUAUGACGGAGCGCAACAUUGCGAUCGUGUGGGCUCCGAAUUUGCUGCGCAGUCCGGCAUUAGAGGCGGGCGGAGUGGCUGCUUUAAGAGGCGUUGGCGUACAGGCGGUUGUGACCGAAUAUCUGAUCAGCAACUGCGAGCAAAUCUUUGAUGAUACUGCCGAUGAUUUUGGAAGUCAUUACAUUGAAUCGCAACCGAACUCGCUCAGUGAUAGCAACAGCGUUCAGAACUACGGUGGUGCCGGCAGUGAUCAGCAGGAGUUGUCACUGUCUAUGGAACGCCCUAAGAGUUUGAGCGUCGGUGGUGCAAAGCUGCUCAGUCUGGAAGAAGCGCGAAUUCGAAAGAAUUGUGUUGAGCAGAAUGAAAAGACGAUACCAAUCAACAUCACUAAUCCUUCUACACACAUUGGUUCUUACAUUGAGGUUGGAGGUGGACCUUCCAGUCUACCUGACAAGUAUCACACGGUUCUUCCUGUACCUAGAAGUUGGAAUAAACGGAAAUCGCAUUCGUCUUGGAAGUCGAUCUUCACCCGUCAACCACGGCAAUCCAAUAGCAACAGCGAUAUCAAAGGAGGCAUUGCGUCGGUGACAUCUGACAAGAAUGUAUCUAUAGUCAGCUCGACAAUGCAACCUGAUAUUGGUGGGUCCAGCUUGGCUGAGGUAGAAGACAAGGACACAGAUCAUCGUCGCAGCGUAACCAUUAAAGAAAGCUCCAGCGGACUGUUGGACAAGAUGGCUAAAAGUUUGCUGUUUUCAUCUGGUGUGGAUUUAUUCGAUGGAAAGAAUCUGGCUAUCGACAGCAAUUGCGCUCGAUCGAACUCGGUAGAUAGUUUACGAACUGCAGGACAUAGCCGAUCUGUUUCGCAUGACUCUUAUUUUGAUCUGCUACAGUCCCCCAUACGCGGUGGUACAGUGGUUAAUGGAACGGCGAGCGGUGGUGGAGUCGUCACAUGCCCAUCACGCGAACUUUCUGAGUUGGGUCUGAAUUUCGAUAGAGAAGAGCCAGAAAUGAGGAUAUUCUCCGAAAGUGAAAGUCUUGUGAGCAGUCCAAAGGUAGCGAAAGAGUCGGUACGGCGCACGUUGAGAGCACGACCGGAAGAUUAUAUUGGGAGUGGUCACAGUGUCAACCCUAGUCCCAAGAAGCAGCCGCGACUGAACAUACCCAGUCCUUCGCAGGAAACUAACAAGCAAUGGAACAUGGCGGCGUUGUCAUCGGGAAGCGGUAACCUCAGUCAAGACGAGGAAAGUCUCUGCAAACGCUAUAAACUGGAGGAUCAACUCAGCGAUAUCCAGUUUAUCGAUUGCAGUACACCGGAGCAUACUUCACUCGGUCUCAAUAGUGGACCGCAGGGUGGAUCGACAACAUCUAGCACAACUGUGGUAAACACUAUUUUUACCAGCGCUCAAGUACACAAACCACCGCACCAGGAGGACUCCUCCGACGAGCAGCACGACGAUGAAACACAUGCUGUGGGUCUGCGUAACUCCUAUCCUGGUCCACAGUAUGCCUAUGGGAAGUUCAAUUCAUCACCCGUGAAGGAGAUACGCUUUAGCUAUCCCGGAUCCGGUGGAGGUGCUGGCGGGAAGGAAAAAGUAACCAAAAAGGAAAAACCAUCACAACCAGCGGGCGCAACUAAAUCUGUCGUUGAAAAAGUUCAAUCGAUGAGCGUCGAUGAACAAAGUCAACCACAAUCGACAACGCUCGAUGUGAUUGGGUUGAAGAAAAACGAAAGUUCCUUGUAUGAAAGUUUUCUGCUUUCUUCUGGUCAAUCGAAACCUCCGAAAUAUCCUGGCCGUUACAGCUACCAUCAUCCCGGCACGGCGGAUGUCGGUCGCGGUAACGGAACCGGUGGUGGCGCCGGUGCUGAUGGCAGUAGCGACUCACGGGAAGGUCAACAAUCUUCGGCCGUGCCGCGUAGUUGUUCCGAGAACGUGAUUCGUAGAACGGGUCCAGAACUGUUUCCGCCUUCCCAACAAUCUCAUCAUCAUCAUCACCACCAUCACCAUCACCAUCAUCACCAUGGUCAGUCCAAGCAGCAGCUGACGACUGUACACCCGCCACCGCCACCAUCAGCACCGUCGUCAUGUACCGGGGCGAAAGCCAGCACUCCGCAAUCGCCUCCAGUUCCGAGUCCGUGCUAUUCGCUGCUGAUCGGUUCGACCAGUUCCGAUACCACGAGCAAUAGUAACAUCACCACGCCCGUGUAUGACGAGAUGGACAUUACAGGUGGCUUUACUGCCCAUCUGGACCAUCAGCCAAAUGCCAAAGAAACGCCCGUCGAGGAUUCACCGAACGCUGCAACCGCUGGAGGAAAGCCAACGGCAAUGAGGAAACACGACCUGAAGGCAAUGAAACGGGAGCUUUCACUUGAUCUAAGUGGUACCUCUACGAAGCUAACGGGUUCGACAAACUUCACCUCGGAUAAUACGACAACCAACACUAGUCAAUCGCUGACUCCUAGCGAUUUCGCUUACCAAAAUCUUAAUCCCGACCUGUCGCCAAAUGGAGGUCUUGGUGCAACCGGAGAUGGUUCCGUGGUCGAGAUGACCAGCUUUAGUCAGAAGGCUGCCAAAUCGCCAGGUACGCCAAUCAAAGCUACCAUCAACAUCACGUACAAUGUGCGUUCGCCCGUCCGUAAAGAGCAGGAAGGAAACGUAUUCCGAUCCAGCUCUCCACCGAGACUCAUGGACGAGAGUUCGAACACGAACGCAGAAUUAAUUGCGGAAGAAGAAUACCAGCGCGAACGGCGUAGCAUCUACGAAAAUAUUCUCGUCCCGCCGGUUGAGGAGGACGAAGAAAAGGACGGAGUUAUGGAUGACACAUCGCCGUCCAAGCGUUUGCUGGAAACUAACUUCGACGAAACGAUGGUAUACGAACAAGUUAAGUUUUUGAAAAACGUUGUCUCCGAAGUGAACCAUCUAGUGAAGAGUGAAGCUGAACCUAGACUAAUGGAAGGGCAGAGCGAUAGCGAGAAUGCGGUAGCGGUGCAGCGAAUAGUACCUGAGAUAAACCCCUCUGCUUUGGAGGGUGUAGCGUCAAGUCCUCCGAAAGGAAGAUCCACCGUAGAAGAUGGAAUUAACAAUAAUCACAACGAUAGUGAAAUCGUGCCGGCAAACGAAGGAAAUUUUCGGAAGCAGCAUUGCUGUGAACGGAAAUCAGUGAAAACAACGAAUGGUGCGAUUCCCAUGAACGAGGAGGAAAGCGAAGAUGUCCCCAUGUCGGACGUGAAUGAGGAUAGCUUAGAGUUUGACAACACAGACGUAUCGCUAUACGAGAAUGUAGAACUACGCAAAAAAUCUGCCUAUCCACUGUAUGAAAAUGUAGAACGCUCCAACACUGUUCAAUCGUGUUCACCACCAACAGCUAACAAUCCGACAGACACACUAAAAUCGGUAUUAACAGAGGAUGAGUUUUCUUCCCUGUGUGCGGACCGUAGCGAUCUGGACAACGAAAUGGAAUACCGGAUUGAAAUUCCACCCAAAAUAGAGAUGACGGUAUCUCCGAAAAUGAAGGUGAUGGUAACGGAGGCACUGGAUGCAGUAGAGACGGUCGUGAGCGUAAAGCAACUGGCAACGAAGUUUGAAACCAGUCCGGUAGAUGUCACUCCCCCGUUUGAUUUCAGCGGCAUCAAUCGAGGUCACAAUCAUCAUUUUAGAUCAUCCCUAAAUAAUGGCAAUUACGGUGCAAGCGAACGCGUAACGAUACGCAACAAAUCAGCCACCAGCAAUGGUGGUUCCGGUGGAUCCGGUAAAGAAGAUCGGAAUGCGUUUGCAAGCUUUACUCGAAGUCUUGAUGAGAAUGCGUUCGUACGCGAGUUUGGAAGCGGUCGCGGACGUCUGGAAGGUGGUGGAGCAUUUGUCGUUGUAGGAAAUGACGGCUUCAACAAAAGCAGCCAACAGAUACCGGCGGUGGAAAAGAACAUUCUUAACGAGAACAAUCCAAAUCGGCGAAAGUCGCUGGAGCUGUCGUUGUCAGCACGUCCUCGAAGCAUGAACCAACCAAAGAAACUGCCCCCACUAGGUCCGAGCGGAGCUCCGACGGGUGUAGAAAAUGUGGAUAUGCACGGUGCUGAUGACGGUAGUACGAAGGGUAAAGCAACGUCCGAGUGUUGCCGUGCAAAGGUAUUGCAGCUUGGCAGUGGUGGCCACAAACAGACUGCUGGUGGCAGUCCAACCGAAUCGUCGAACAUGAAGCUAGAUCUCUCGAUGAAAAUCGAAGAUACCAAAGAAGCACGUGCUUAUAAUGUGCGCAUUACACCGACCACCGAGAACCGGAUAUCACUGGUGCAGUAUAACUAUUGUGAUGGUCCCACUAAUAACAGUGGCACGGACAAUAUGAUGACAGACGGUGUAGCAGGUUCACCCACCGGCACUCCCUUGAUGAGGGUGGUCGGUGGUCGUAGGGGUGACAACUUUGCAGAUGAUGAUCGAAACAGCAUAACAAGCUUGAAGAUGCUUGGCAGCUGUAAACUAGAUCGCUCGCGAAUCGAAAAGAUUAAAGAGGAGAGGCGUCACCAGUUGAGCGAAAAAUAUCGUUCCGAGUCUUUCAAAGGGGAACGAGGAGACUACGGUGGUGGUGCGAAUGGAAAAUUGAAGUCAAAAUCCAAAUCUGAACUGAGGGAAUUCAAGGAAGGCGACGUGGUGGCUGACCGGGCAGACAAGAAAUACGAUUCAUUGCGCUUCCGUUCGAAAUCCCGUGCCGAGUUGCUUUCGUCCGAUGGUCCUUUUCCGUUGGUCGAUUCAAGCUGCAAUCCCGUAGCAGGAAAAAUUGCUUCGGUGUCGUUGAACACGGUAGCUUCAACAAUGCAACCAGCAGGACUUCGUCCAACGGCACCAAACCGCACCAGGCGCAUCAGCGAUGAGAAAAAUCAAAACGAUCUACCACCGGUGGCAAAUGUUGGUGCAGGUCCGAUCGCUAGCGAUGCGUCCAUGUCACAGGUGUGCGAUAACAAGUUCGAACUAAAAACGCGUCAAAAGUUUGACGUAAAGCGCAGCAGCAUAGAUUAUCCCGUUUCAUCCGCGUCGCCUAGCUCAACGAGCGAGGGCAAAGACGUUCAACUGCCGCAUCAGCGUGACCAACGCCACAGCUUCAGCAAUGGUCGGAGCGGUAUUGUCGUGACACGAAGCAAUUCUUCUAGCAGCAGCAGUGCGCAACGAGAUCGUUGCUCACCUCCAAUUUCCAUUAAAGACGUAGCUGCAAUGUUUGAAUCGCGAUCGCAACAGAAUCAAUCUUAA